AUAAACGAAAAUCAAAAAAAUUGCUAGAAGUUGUGUUGAUAUCGAUUUUUAUGUCGCAGGAUUUAAGGUUUUGUAAAAAAAAUAGACAUCUUAUGAAUGAUAUAGUGUGUAACAUUAAAAAUAGUUCUCUUGCAAAAUAUUAUACUUGGCUCGGUGUCAGGGAAGAAUAGUGCGUUAUGGAUUUCGAUAGCCCUGACGUUGAAAAGGAUUUUCCCGGGCUGUACGCAUCGGAGACUGGUGGCAAAAGCAAGAAAGAUGACAAAGAUUUUGCUGAAGCCGACGCGGAAAAGGUGAGCAAGAAAGAACUUCUAAUUGGUCGCAGGAAGGACAAAAAAGAAAAGAAAACUGCGUAUGCCACUUUGGAAGGUGAAAGCUCUCCGGAGGAAGAAUUGGAAACGAAAAGCCCAUCAAAAUCUAAGAAAUCCAAGGCUUUCAAGUUUCCUUCAAAAAGUAAGGAAAAACGUGAGAAAUCUCGUGAAAAAGAAAAACCCGAGGGAUAUAAAAUAGAAGAUUCUAAACCACCAGAAAAACCAGAAAAAGAAAAGAAGAAAGAUAAAGAUAAGAAAGAGAAGGACAAAAAAGAUAAGUCAAAGGACAAGAAAGACAAAAAGUUAAAGCAAAGCAGCAUAAGCGAAGAAGUAUUAGAAUUAGGAGAUGCUCAGCCGAUUUUCGGAGUAUCGCUUGGACUAGCAGUAGAACGAAGUCGGUGCCAUGACGGUAUCAACCUCCCGUUGGUGGUUCGAGAUUGCAUUGACUACCUGCAAGACCACGGGCUACGAAGUGACCAAAUCUAUAAAGUAGAGGCUGUAAAAUCAAAGCUACAGCAACUGAAGAAGUUCUAUAACAAUCGCGACGGAAGCUACGUAGAUGAGUUUGACAUUCCCACCGCUUGUGGACUACUGAAGCUGUUUCUUCGUGAGCUUCCCGAACCGAUUUUGACCACUGAUUUAUCGACGCGGUUCGAGGAAGCUGCUUCGCACUCGCAGGUAUCACAGCAGGAACAGGAACUGGUGGGAUUGGUUGAGCAGCUGCCGAGCUGUAAUCGAACCCUGUUGGCGUGGGUAAUCCUUCAUCUGGACGCCGUCACCCAGAACGAGACUCACACGAAGAUGAACGCACAAAAUAUUGCGAUGUUGCUCAGUCCGACUUUGCAGAUGUCGCACCGCUUGUUUGUGGCUAUGCUGUGCUAUUGCAACCAUUUAUUUGCGGAAACGGAGCUUUUGAGAUAUGUUCCACCGAUUACUGCAUCAAGUCCUAAUCUGCCGGAAACACCGGAGGAAAUUUCUACCGAAUUGAGAAAACAGGAGAGCCUUUUGGCACAAAUACACGCCGAAAUGAAUGCAGGAUUUGUAUCGAAGAAACGAGAGGAGCAACUGUGGGAAGUGCAGCGAAUCAUUACACAGCUAAAUAGAAAACUUAAAUCGUUCGAGAAAAAAUCCGAUGGCGCUCAAAAAAGUUUGGAUGACACGGUGGAUGGCGACAUGUCCAUGGAUUUGCAAAAGGCUAAGCUGUCAUGUUCGGAUGACGAAUCUUCAAUUAAAACCGUUGCCGGCAUAUCGACCGAAUCCGCGACAAACACCGAGACGAAAAAUACUCCCCACGAGACGCCAGAAGAUUCUGCGUUAAUCGAACAGAAAAUAAGUGAGAUUGAAUCACCUGAACACAUAAAGUCGGACCCACCUCAGACCGUUGUUCCCAAAAAUGUCGACCCAGCGAGAGUAAGCGAUAAAGUCACUGUAACGGACAAUGGAUUCAUGCUGCUUCCAGAAAACCAUCCUGACUAUCUGCUUCUGAUUCGCCUACAGUUAGAGAAUCAAGAGUUACUAAACUGGAAGGCACAACUGCAGGCUCGAAUCAAUGCAGAGCGAGCAGAAAUUGUUCGAAUGAAGCGAUUGUUGGUCACCGAUAAUGGCGUAAUAAACCACGGUCCCAGUAGUUUGGACUGCAGCGUCAGUGACAACGAAGAUUACGAACGGUUGGUGGGCCAGUACGCCAAGGAAAAUGCUUUACUGGAGCAGAAGCGUCAAAUGCUGGCGAAGGAAAUUUUCGAGGAAAGUAAAGCUCUUAUUCAAAUGCAAGUUGACCUCGCAUUGAAUCGUUAUAAAAUAUGAAAUUGAACCCGUUGGAUUUAAUGAAGUAUCUCUCUAUGUAGAUUUAAGCGCAAUAUGGUUAAAUGCGUAUCAAAAACAUGUAUACUGUAAUAAACGUACCCUGUGGUUCUUGAAA
Molecule: messenger RNA, 2226 nt
Organism: Armigeres subalbatus
Lineage: Eukaryota; Metazoa; Arthropoda; Insecta; Diptera; Culicidae
Gene: Rlip
Product: ralA-binding protein 1
Exons: 5
Coding region: 177-2111 (644 amino acids)
Biological process (GO): small GTPase-mediated signal transduction
Molecular function (GO): GTPase activator activity; small GTPase binding
Source: RefSeq, a predicted model, not a curated record